AUGGCCAACCUGACAGCAGUAACUGCCUUCCUCCUCCGGGGCUUCUCGGCUGUCCCUGAGUUACAGCUGCUCAGCACGGCCACCUUCCUCCUCAUUUACCUGGCCACUGUUCUGGGAAACAUCACCAUUGUGGCGGCCGUGACACACGAUGCCCGCCUGCACACGCCCAUGUACUUCUUCCUCAAACACCUCUCCUUGGUGGAUAUCUGCUCUGUGUCCACCACCUUGCCCCGGGCCCUGGUGGCCACCAUGCUGGGCUCCAGGGAGAUUUCCUUGUGUGCAUGUGCAUCCCAGCUCUUUGCCUUUGUCUGCCUUGGGUCCACGGAGUGUUUUCUCAUCACCUCCAUGGCUUUCGAUCGAUGUCUGGCCAUCUACAAGCCCCUAGUUUACACAGCAAUCAUGAGCCCCCAGACCUGUGUCUCCCUGGUGGCAGUGGCCUGGGGCAGCGGGCUCCUUUUCUCUGCCUUCCACACAGCCAACACCUUCUCCCUGCCUUUUUGUGGCCCCAACGUGAUUGAGCACUUCUUCUGUGACAUCCCCCCACUUAUGCGCCUGGCCUGUGCCAAUGCGGAUGCCCACGAGGCGGCAGGGUCCACAGCCAGUGGCUGCAUCAUCAUGAGCUGCUUCGCCCUCACUGUUCUGUCCUAUGUCCGCAUUGUGGCCACCGUGUUUCAGAUCCAUUCCACGGGCGGCCGCUGGAAGGCCUUCUCCACGUGCUCUUCCCACCUGGCCACCGUUCUCCUGUUUUACGGCACCGGUAGCUCUGCCUACAUGCAGCCCGCCGCCAGCUACUCCCCGAUGCAAGGGCGCGUAGCUGCUGUCUUCUACUCUGUCCUCACACCCACCCUGAACCCACUAAUCUACAGCCUGAGGAACAAGGACAUGAAUGGAGCCCUGAAGAAGCUUUAUCUUCAGAGAACUCAUACAGGCGAGAACCCCUACAAGUACCCUGACUGUGGGAAACCCUUCUGGAAAACCUACAAAUGCAGUAACUGUGAAAAGACUUUCAGCUACAGCAACUCCCUCAGCCUCCGCCAGAGAACUCACACUGGGGAGAACCCCUACAUGUGUGAGCAGUGCGGGGACACUGGAGGGAGAGCCCCUACACAUGAGCAGUGCGGGGACACCUUCAGUACUGCUCCUCCCUGA
Messenger RNA from Puma concolor (puma), 1149 nucleotides. RefSeq names its product olfactory receptor 10C1-like. Gene Ontology annotation, biological process: G protein-coupled receptor signaling pathway. Gene Ontology annotation, molecular function: olfactory receptor activity; G protein-coupled receptor activity. Lineage: Eukaryota; Metazoa; Chordata; Mammalia; Carnivora; Felidae. The record is from RefSeq and is a predicted model, not a curated record. Gene Ontology annotation, cellular component: membrane.